Chrysochloris asiatica (Cape golden mole) is the source of this 1236-nucleotide messenger RNA. Its product is annotated as KIAA0513 ortholog. The coding region runs from base 1 to 1236 and encodes 411 amino acids. The record is from RefSeq and is a predicted model, not a curated record. Lineage: Eukaryota; Metazoa; Chordata; Mammalia; Afrosoricida; Chrysochloridae. The transcript is spliced from 12 exons.
AUGGAGGCCCCAGAAGUUCCUGUAGGGUCGCUGAUUGACUUUGGGACCGAGCCACCACUCUCUCCUCCUUUAGAGGCCCUGCCUCCACAGCUGCAGGACAGGGACAAUUCACUGGGCGAUGGUGCUUCUGAGAGUGAGACCACCGAGUCCGCGGACAGCGAGAAUGACAUGGACCAGUCUCCUUCCCACCCAUCCUGGGACCAGUACCGCCGUUCUUCCUCCAAUGACUCCUUCUCCUCCAGCCACAGCACUGCAUCGGCCCAGGACGAGGAGGCCCUAGAGCUCCGAGAGUUCAUGUGCAGCUAUGUGGAGAAGGUCUUCUCCGGAGGGGAGGACUUGGAGCAGGAGGAGAAAGCCAGGUUUGGGGAGUAUUGCAGCAGCGAGAAUGGGAAAGGCCGAGAGUGGUUUGCCCGCUACGUGAGCGCCCAGCGAUGCAACUCCAAGUGUGUCUCAGAGCCGACCUUCUACCGCCUGGUGCAGUCCUUCGCUGUGGUACUGUUUGAGUGUCACCAGAUGGACGACUUUGGGCCCGCCAAGAACCUCAUGACCAUGUGUUUCACCUACUAUCACAUUGGUAAGCCACACCUGCUCCCUGCCGAGUCCAAGGAGAAGCCAGCCGGGAGCAUCGACUCCUACCUGAAAUCUGCCAACAGCUGGCUGGCAGAGAAGAAGGACAUUGCAGAGCGACUCCUGAAGAACACCUCAGUGAAGACGGAGAACAUGAAGGGCUUCUUUGGGGGGCUGGAAACCAAGCUGAAGGGACCCAUGGUGAAGAGAACCGAGGAAGAUGACAACAAACCCAAAGAGAGACAGCAAAAGGCAGUGACUGUGUGUAGCCCAGAGGAGGAAAAGAAAGGGGAGAAGAUCUACCUGUACACACACCUGAAGCAGCAGCCCAUUUGGCACACCCUGAGGUUCUGGAAUGCCGCCUUUUUUGAUGCUGUCCACUGUGAGAGGAGAAAGCGGUCUCCCACUACCAGAGGGAAGGCUGGAGAGGAGGAGGAGAAGAGGGAGAAGUGGUGCCACAUGACUCAGGAGGAGCGUGACGACAGCCUGCGGUUCAAUGAGAACAUCACCUUUGGACAGCUAGGCACGUUCACGCACAACAUGCUGGCAUUUGGUCUGAGCAAGAAGCUAUGCAAUGACUUUCUGAAGAAGCAGGCGGUGAUCGGCAACCUGGAUGAAGAGCAGUACAAGCUGCUCAGCGAGCACAUUGAGCAGAUGGCGGCCGAAUAG